Molecule: messenger RNA, 693 nt
Organism: Aspergillus ruber CBS 135680
Lineage: Eukaryota; Fungi; Ascomycota; Eurotiomycetes; Eurotiales; Aspergillaceae
Product: uS17 family ribosomal protein
Exons: 1
Coding region: 1-693 (230 amino acids)
Biological process (GO): translation
Cellular component (GO): ribosome
Molecular function (GO): structural constituent of ribosome
Source: RefSeq, a predicted model, not a curated record
AUGUCUCCGAGCAACAACCUCCGGGCAAUGCUGCUCAGACCUUCCAUGACCGGCUUGACGACGAAGUCCUCUACGGCAACCCUUCUCCCUCAAUCAGCACGCACAAGCUUGAUGAUUUCCGGCUUUCGACGAGCAGCUUCUACCUCCCCUGAAAACCAACAACAACCGCAGCAAAAAUCACCAACCCCUCUUUCCUCGAUACCCACACCCACACCCACAACCGCAGUAGAAGCCAAAGCCACACCUCCCUCCCUCCGCAGCUACCCCUACACCCUCAAAGUCGGCACCGUGUCCUCUGUUGGCAAGAUGGAUCGCACCGUUCGCGUCGCCCACCGUCACACCUUCUGGGACAAGCACCUCCGCAAGUCUUACCCACAAGUCACCAACUUCCUCGUCUCGGACCCGCGCAACUCCCUACGCGAGGGUGACGUGAUUGAGUUUUCGUCUGGGUUUCCGAAGAGCCGCAAUGUGCACCAUGUCGUUGAGCGGAUCGUUGCGCCGUUCGGGAGCGGGAUUGAGGAGCGGCCGCCGGUGAUGUCGCGGGAGGAGCGUGAGGCAGUCCGUGAGCAAAAGAGGGCUGCUAAAUGGGAACGGAGGGAAAAACGGUUCGAGAGUGGUGAUGAGGAUUCGGGGGUGAAGGAGCAUGUGGGUAGGAUUCGGAGUUUGAUUCUGGAGAGGGAGGCAUAUAUGUGA